AUGUUAGAUGGUAUGGAAGAAUGCCGGCGUAAUAUUCAAUGGCUAAACAAUGAGAUAAAUGCACCACCCGGAACACCACCUACAAAAUAUGUCCCUGCUGAUAAUUUGGCGAUGAUGGCCAUGGGGAUGAAACCACGAGUUCAGAGUAUACGAGACAGGGCAAAAGCCGAUAAGGAGUGGGAUAAGCGACAGGCUAAGAGGUUAAAGGAGGCAGAUUUAAAGAGAGAAUUAGCUGAAAAAGAAGCUAUCAAGAAGAAAAAGAAGGCGCUGAAGGAGAUGAUUGAAUUAAGACAGGGGAUUAAGAAGGUUGAGAAAGCCAAGCGCAAGCGAGAUGGGCUAAAGGGUGUUGCGGGCCAAAUCUCUACUUAA
This is a messenger RNA of Glarea lozoyensis ATCC 20868, 369 nucleotides long. RefSeq lists its product as uncharacterized. NCBI's taxonomy places the organism in Eukaryota, Fungi, Ascomycota, Leotiomycetes, Helotiales, Helotiaceae. The transcript has a single exon. Bases 1 to 369 code for a protein of 122 amino acids. The record is from RefSeq and is a predicted model, not a curated record.